This is a messenger RNA of Tyto alba (common barn owl), 2914 nucleotides long. Its product is annotated as dimethylaniline monooxygenase [N-oxide-forming] 4-like. The record is from RefSeq and is a predicted model, not a curated record. Gene Ontology annotation, molecular function: N,N-dimethylaniline monooxygenase activity; flavin adenine dinucleotide binding; NADP binding. The coding region runs from base 239 to 2527 and encodes 762 amino acids. The transcript has 7 exons. Lineage: Eukaryota; Metazoa; Chordata; Aves; Strigiformes; Tytonidae.
CCACUGCAGGGAGGAUGAGAACUUUCUGCCAGCACAUUUAAGCACAGCAGAGCAGGGGAACGUGGGUGUAAAGGUCGGUGGUGCAAGAGCCGUGGCGAGCUGCCCGGACUUCAGCCUUUCCUUUAAAUCUGUGGCUAGAGAAACUGGAAGCAAAGUUCGGCCGAAGCCUGAGCAGCGAAGGCACAGUUCUGCCUCUCAAGUUGCUUGCACGCUGGCCCGUGGCCUGCUGCAGGACAGCAUGGUGCGGCGUGUGGCCGUUAUCGGGGCCGGUGCCGGUGGGUUGGCCUCUGUCAAGUGCUGCCUGGAUGAGGGGCUGGAGCCCACCUGCUUCGAAAGGAGUGAGGACAUCGGGGGGCUCUGGCGCUACACGGUCAGUGGGCUCUACCUGCAUGGGGAGAAUUGUCCCUGGGUUUUUCCCCUCCCUCAGAUGCCCUUUGCCUGCAGCAAAGAGGAGAGGGUGGCCAUGCCCUCAGGGACUGUCCCUGUGCCAGGCUUGGGGCUCUCCCUGACCUCAAUGUGGAGAAGAUGGAGAGAGCAGAAGCCACGGUCACCAGGUGCUAAUCCUGGUUUAUUCCUUGUACCCGAAUACAAGGAGGAAAAAUACUCACAUGCUCUGGGGGGAGAAAGUCCUUCCCCACACACCUGUAAAUGGCACUGCUGGCUUCAUACAGGACUCCACGGACAGUGGGAGGGUCAGCGUGUACCGUUCGGUCAUCACCAACACCUCCAAGGAGAUGUCCUGCUUCAGCGACUUCCCCUGCCCGGAGGAUUUUCCCAGUUUCCUACCCCACAGCCUCCUCCUGGAGUACUUUCGGAUGUACGCCCGGCACUUCAACCUCCUGCGGCACAUACGCUUCAAGGUGAGCAGGGUCCCCCGAUGCCAUCAGUGGCUGCAAGUACCAGGGCAUCACCCAGGUGGGAUGGGACAAUGCUGGGUGCGAUCUCACAAGGACCACGUGCCUUUCGCAUCCUGAACGCAGCCUUUUUGGCUCCGUGUUUUAAAUUAGGCUGCUCGAACACGGGCUGCCUGGUGCAUCUCCCCUCUCAAUGCCGUCACCAGGGGAAAGGUGCAGGGUGGGAUUUAACAGCUUCAGUGGUGAACAUGCAGCUCCCCAGCGACCCAGCCUGCCUCUGGCAGCCCCAGGCCUUUGCAGGCAGGUCCUCUCCAAAAUGCGGCGCAGUCCCAGACUGCUCUUUUAUUGGGCUUUGGUGCAAGACAACAGCUCUCAGCGUGAAGAAGCACCCGGAUUUUACCACCUCGGGCCAGUGGGAAGUGGUCACUGAGACCGACGGUGUUCAGGAGUCACACAUCUUCGAUGCUGUCAUGGUUUGCACCGGCCACUACCAGGAGCCCUACCUACCAUUGGCUUCUUUCCCAGGUAUCAACACUCGUUUCAAAGGCCAGUACCUCCACAGCCGGGAAUACAAAGACGUGGAGGCUUUCCGGGGCAAGCGGGUCCUCGUGGUCGGCAUUGGCAACACCGGUGGCGACCUCUCCGUGGAGCUGAGCCGCGUGGCUGCGAAGGUGUUCCUCAGUGCCAGGAGCAGCACGUGGGUGUUCAGCCGGGUCUCGGACCAUGGCUUCCCCUUGGACAUGGUCCGCACCACUCGCUUCAACCACUUUCUGGAUUGGCUUCUCCCAUCAGCCCUCAUGAAGAGGAUCGGGUUUUGGAAGUGCAAUUCGUGGUUUAAUCACGUGAACUAUGGCUUGGCUUCCAUCAAAAGCUCCAGCUUUAAGAUAAUCGUCAAUGAAGAGCUGCCAUUUUGCCUCCUCUCUGGGACCAUUGUGUUGAAGCCAAAUGUGAAGGAGUUCACCGAAAGCUCUGCUGUUUUUGAAGAUGGGACAACCGAAGAAAACAUCGACGUGGUGCUCUUCGCCACAGGCUACAUCUUCUCAUUUCCCUUCCUUGAAGACUCAGUUCGCAGCCUCUUUGACGAUAACCGUUCCCUCUAUAAACGUAUCUUCCCUCCCCAGCUGGAAAAGCCGACACUGGCCAUUAUUGGCUUAGUCCAGCUGACUGGCUCUGUGAUGGUGGGAGCAGAAAUGCAGGCUCGCUGGGUGACAGGGAUCUUUGCAGGCUGGAACAAGCUCCCUCCCACCAGCAGGAUGAUGGCUGAUGUUUUGAAGAAAAAGCCGCCGGUCAAAAGGAAUCCAUCCGAGAGGGAGAACCUGAAGAUGAGUUUUAUCAGCUACACUGAUGAAAUUGCUUCGUGUGCUGGCGUGAAGCCCAACGUGCUGAAGCUGUUCCUGACGGACCCCCGGCUGGCCCUGGCCAUCUUCUUUGGUCCCUGCACACCUUACCAGUACCGACUGGUGGGACGGGGGAAGUGGAGCGGGGCCAGAGAGGCCAUCCUGACGCAGUGGCAGCGGACAUUGAAGCCCUUGAGAACUCGGGUGGUGGAUGACUCCUCCGAUGGCUGGCACUGGAUGUUCUUCCUGGCUCUGCCACUGGUUCUCACGGCAGGCUUCCUCCUUUCUAAAUACCCCCGGCCAGGCUGGAGCCCCCAGGCAGGUCUCCACUUGUAGAAGAAACCUGGUGAGACCCAAUUCCACAUGAGCUGGGGACGGUGCGAAGCUGUGCUGCUGCCAGGUGUCCAGCCUCCUUCUCCACACGUUUCACGCCCACCAAGGGCCAUAUGGAACAUUUACCCCAAACCUGCCCGCGUUGCACCAGCACCAGGCUGGAUCUCCAGAGGGCUUUUGGGAAGAGCCAUUCUGGGAUGGGCUGGUGUGCACAGGGCCAGCCUUCCUCCCCCUCUGCUCUCCCCGAGCUUCCCCCAUAAAAUUUCAGGAAGACCCACAACAGGUUGAGAUUUUCUGAAACACUGACCGCAGAGAUCUUUGUAUGUGUCUGGUAACUUUUGGGACUUGAAGUAGAGAGCCACAAAUAAACCUCACGGAUUUGGCCUUCCC